AUGCGAGGAGGCAAGAAGACCGUCCUCGUAAUCAACGGUCCUAACUUGAAUCUGCUGGGCCUCAGAGAACCACACAUCUACGGCCACGAGACCUUGAAGGACGUUGAGAACACGGGCGUCACGCUUGGCCAGAAACUGGACGCGGUGGUGGAAUUCUUUCAGACAAACUGGGAAGGUGCUUGUAUCGACCGCAUUCAACAGGCAAGGACCGACGGUACUGAUGGGAUAGUCAUCAACCCUGGUGGCUGGACGCAUACUUCUGUUGCAAUCCGUGAUUCACUGUUAGGAGUCUCGGUGCCCUUUAUCGAACUACAUGUGUCGAACAUCCACGCGCGUGAGGAGUGGAGACAUCACUCCUACUUCUCUGACAAGGCGAAAGCUAUCAUAGCUGGUUGUGGAGCCUCUGGCUACGAGUAUGCGAUCGAUUAUGUUAUCAAGAAAUUCCCUGAGAGAUCCGAGCCUUCAGAGUCUGGAGCAGCUGCUACCUAG
Messenger RNA from Exophiala aquamarina CBS 119918, 489 nucleotides. Its product is annotated as dehydroquinase class II. Gene Ontology annotation, molecular function: 3-dehydroquinate dehydratase activity. Gene Ontology annotation, biological process: quinate catabolic process. The transcript is spliced from 3 exons. The record is from RefSeq and is a predicted model, not a curated record. NCBI's taxonomy places the organism in Eukaryota, Fungi, Ascomycota, Eurotiomycetes, Chaetothyriales, Herpotrichiellaceae. The coding region runs from base 1 to 489 and encodes 162 amino acids.